Messenger RNA from Bacillus rossius redtenbacheri, 1443 nucleotides. RefSeq lists its product as uncharacterized. Lineage: Eukaryota; Metazoa; Arthropoda; Insecta; Phasmatodea; Bacillidae. The transcript is spliced from 7 exons. The record is from RefSeq and is a predicted model, not a curated record. Bases 243 to 1385 code for a protein of 380 amino acids. Gene Ontology annotation, molecular function: DNA binding. Gene Ontology annotation, biological process: DNA-templated transcription; RNA polymerase I preinitiation complex assembly; transcription elongation by RNA polymerase I. Gene Ontology annotation, cellular component: RNA polymerase I complex.
CAUUUUCCUCGGAGAUUUCACAGCUGCAGCAGAGUAGCAGGCACGGUGCAAAGUUGAAAGCGCAAUGACAUGCGCCGACACUUGUUGAGCCCUGGCUAGGACAAUCUUAAGAAACAUUGGAGAAUUUGUUAUUAUAUUGUUGGCCAUACUCCACUCUUGCACGUUGUUAUAUUUGUUUGUUUUUGGUUUGUGGUAUUUUGUAUAUUUAUACUUGCUUAUGCUCGUUCACACAACAGACGGAGAUGAAGUAUAAAGGUUACGUGUCUAAAGUUGUUACCAAACAAAACAAACUUCCACCUAUUUUAGUGUCGUUUGAGCACGGAGACUUGUUGCCCGGAGAGGUUGCUGGUCUGAGGUGCGCGGUGCUGCGGAACCCGGAUGACGAGCAGCGGCUUGUUGCCGUGGCAACACCGCAUCUGCAGUACACAAGCAGAGUCCCCAGCGGCGCAGGCCUGACAACCACCUUCAUCGCGGUCCACAACAAGAAGACAAACAAGGUUCGCUUAAUAGAGACAGAAUGCUUCACCCUGUUGCCGUCCAUCGCGAAGGAGACAGGCGCAGCUGCUGCCGAUGACGUGGUUGACGUAAGCGUGCAGUAUGCACAGCUCAGCAAGUCGUUUGGUUCUAAAAUGGCGAAACGCAAGCAAGAGCAGAUAGAGAGGACAACGAUCAAUGCGGACAACUUAGAAGGACAGCUGGCGGAGCUCACACAGACCAUGGAAGUGGCAGAAGAGGACCUGACUUUCUCGAAGGAUGGCUCAAGCUUAAGAGAGCUACUGCCACCCAGAAACCCAGAAGCUACUGGUGUGAGUCAAGUAUAUGAACUAACCAACAUUCUAUCAGCAGAAGAGCUGGAGAGUCUGGACAUCAUCUGCGACGAGGUCUUGACGGAACCCAAGAGCUACAUUAGGCAUUCACCGUCGCAUCUUUUCGAUCACUGCCUUAUUGCUUUGCUGGUCAACCAGGACCGCACCCGGCUCAAAGCCCUUCUCUACGCAGAUUGCCUUAUCAAGUUUGUGAGGCUUAAUGUCAAGGACCUUUCGAAAAAGGACUUGGUGCUCUGCCCAUACUCCGUGCUUAUCAGCAACAACAUCCUCAACAACUUCACUACCAGUGUGGGUAAUAAGAGGAAUCGACCACUCACCCACCGGGACAAGGCUCUAUGCCACAUUAUCGUGCUGGGAUUGCUGGCCUGUGGAUACCAGUUGGACCUCAAACCACUCGUCAAGUCUUUUCAAAGAGUUGGCCUCGCAAAGCUGCAGGCACUGAGCCGGGUCGUCGGAGCUGUACCUUCUAAGAACAAGCCAGACGUUAUUGAACUGAAAUUUCCAGUAACCUCUAUGAGAGAGACUAUUAGACACACCAAGAUAGGAAGAAAAAAUUAAUUGUGCUCUAUUUUUUGAUAUGUGUGCUGUAAAUAAUAAUUAAAGUUGUCUCACAUCA